Molecule: messenger RNA, 2274 nt
Organism: Salvelinus namaycush (lake trout)
Lineage: Eukaryota; Metazoa; Chordata; Actinopteri; Salmoniformes; Salmonidae
Gene: sparcl1
Product: SPARC-like 1
Exons: 10
Coding region: 1-2274 (757 amino acids)
Biological process (GO): anatomical structure development
Molecular function (GO): calcium ion binding; protein binding; extracellular matrix binding
Source: RefSeq, a predicted model, not a curated record
AUGGGAGAGGUUAGGCAGGGCCGACCUAGAUCUUUACGCAUCGCAAGAAAACUCGCAGUGUUGUUGGUUCUUCUCGCUGAGGGACCUGAGUGCCCCGUUGGGAACUAUUGCGCACCAGUGGUCUUGGACCCUGCUGUACCUACUGCGCCCACAUGGGAUUUAGCUCUGGUUUUGGAGGCUUGUGCCCCCUUUGAGCCUCUGGAGUUGGUGGAUCUGAAGAUCCUCUCCUACAAGAGCUCUCUGCUUAUGGCUUUGGCCUCAGCUAAAUGUGUUGCGAGCCUCCACACCUUAUCCGUACAUGGUUCCUGUACUCAGUUCACCCCUGGCGACUCUAAGGACAUUGUUCCAGAUGAGGCCAAUGAGGGGGAGGUCUUGCCGACUUUCAUGACCUUCGAGUCUAGCAGUCAGGAUCAGGAAGACGAGGACAUGAGCUACGAGGAUAAUGCUAAUGCUAAUCUGGGUCCCUCCAAUGAGGAAGGGGUGUUCGAGGUGUCUGACAGUGGUGAGAGGAGCACCCCUGUCCUGCUGAGCGAUAAGGCACUGGUGGACCUCCUCCAGGGGGAGUCAGAGGAAGAAGAGGUGGAAGAGGAGGAGGAGGAAGAAGAGGAGGAGGGGAAGAUUGAGUCUGAGGAGACACAGUCUGAAGAGGAGGAGGGAGAAGAAGCAGAGAAAGAGGCAGAAAAGGUGGAGGCGAUGGCGGAUGAGGAGGAGUCAGUUGAGGAUGAGGAGAAGGGAGAGGAAGAGGAGGAACCUGUGUUCGGGGACGGAGGAGUAAAGCAAGAGGCUGAAGUCGAAGAGACGUACAGCAACACCGAGCCGGAGAUUCCAGAGGAUCUUGACUACGCAGGCGACAGUGACAACACACAGCCCCUGGAAACUGAGCUUGAGGAAGGGAAACCCCUCGCCGAAGACGCCCAGCUCCUCUUAAAUAAGGAAGAGGAGGCAAAGGUGGAGGAGAAAGAAGGACAAGUUAGCAAGGAAGACGAAAUCCCCACUGCCACUGAUGACUAUGAGUCCCAGCAGGACAUACAAGACGCCGAGGCCUCUGAGAGCCAGGAAGUGCUCGGCCAGUACAAACUCCCCGAGGGAAGCAAGGACCAGGAGAUAGGUUCCAAGGACGAUUCCCAAGAAAAGGGGAACAAUAAAAAAGACGGAGACACAGACGCUGAACUCCAAGAGACAAAGAACAGUGUGGAUCUUGAUGGGACACGUCUUUCUGUAGAAGGGGGAGAAGAGAAGGAGGAGAAGAACAUAAACGAGAGCGCCAGUCACACCCUAGGCAAAGCUAGGAAGCAGAGGAAGAACCAGAGGGUGAGGAAGCACCCCCCACAGAGGGACGAGGCCCCGCCAGGAGAGGGAUUCCCAGACCACCAGGGGGAUGAGGGGGAGAAGGAGCACUACCGCACCACUGACAAUGCUGUCUACAAGCCCAAGCGGAGAAGAGCAGGGAAAUGGGCUCCUCUGGUGGGAAUGAACCCGGUCCAGAUCAGGGCGACAGUGGACCUCUACCCCAGCGCCAGGCCCUCUUUGGCGGCCAGCUUAUACAGACCCCAAGCCUCCGCUGCCGACCCUUGUGAGAACUUCCGUUGUAAACGUGGAAAGACCUGCAAACUCAACGAGGAGAAGAAGCCUAUGUGCGUGUGUCAGGAGCCUUCUGACUGCCCACAGAGUGUCACUGACUAUGAUCAUGUAUGUGGAACUAAUAAUGUCACCUACGACACAUCCUGUGAGCUCUUUGCCACUAAGUGCAACCUGGAAGGCAGCAAGAGAGGCCAUAGACUUCACCUGGACUACACUGGACCCUGCAAAUUCAUCGCACCGUGUAUGAAUGGCGAACUGGUCCAGUUUCCUCUGCGUAUGCGCGACUGGCUGAAGAACGUCUUGCUGCAGCUCUAUGAACAUGACUCCAUGUCCCCUGGCUUCCUCACCCCCAAGCAACGCAUCAGAGUGAGAAAGAUCCACGAGAGUGAGAGGCGCCUCCAUGCCGGCGACCACCCCAUUGAGUUGCUGGCCCAGGACUUCGAGAAGAACUACAACAUGUACAUCUAUCCCGUGCACUGGCAGUUCGCUCAGAUGGACCAGCACCCUUCUGACAGGUUUCUGUCCCACUCUGAGCUGGCCCCCCUGAGGGUCCCGUUGGUCCCCAUGGAGCAUUGUACCUCCCGCUUCUUCCAGGAGUGUGAUGCAGACAAAGACAAACAGGUGUCCUUCAGGGAGUGGGUCCACUGCUUCGGCAUCAAGGAUGAGGACAUGGAUGUCAACCUGCUCUUCUGA